Lampris incognitus (smalleye Pacific opah) is the source of this 2548-nucleotide messenger RNA. It is a transcript of the gene drc4, whose product is annotated as growth arrest-specific 8. The record is from RefSeq and is a predicted model, not a curated record. Gene Ontology annotation, cellular component: microtubule; motile cilium; Golgi apparatus. The coding region runs from base 162 to 1580 and encodes 472 amino acids. Lineage: Eukaryota; Metazoa; Chordata; Actinopteri; Lampriformes; Lampridae. The transcript is spliced from 11 exons. Gene Ontology annotation, biological process: flagellated sperm motility. Gene Ontology annotation, molecular function: small GTPase binding; microtubule binding.
UGGCGGAUGUCGCCCUCUAGCGGCGCGUUUGACAAAACAGGGACGCUGAGUUGCCAUGGCAAUUCGCGUUGGUUUGAAACGCUCCCGGCGCUGGCGUCGGCGCUCGCUUGUCCCUCCCGGUGGAAGCGACCCAAACAUCCAGUACCCGUACCGCUGUGUGUAUGCAGUCCUCCGCGAUGCCUCCCAAAACCAAGGGCGCAAAUAAGAAAUCCUCAAAGGGAAAGACCCCGACUGUGAUAGACGGCCUUUCCACGGAGGAGAUGUCUAAGGAGCAGCUGGAAGAGCUCAUUGUUUGCCUCCGAGAGGAGCUGGACAGAGAGAGAGAGGAGAGGAACUACUUUCAGCUGGAGAGGGAUGAGAUCACCAACUUCCUGGAGAUCACAAAAAGACAACGAGAGGAGAGCAAUGCUGAACUGAGGAACAGAGACAGAGAAAUGGAGGAGGCUGAGGCGCGCCACCAAGCAGAGAUUAAGGUCUACAAGCAGAAGGUAAAGCACCUACUCUUUGAACAUCAGAAUGCUAUCUCUGAGCUGAAAACAGAGGGUGUGGUCUCCACUAACCUGAUGCAGAAUGAGCACGCAGAGCUGGAGAGCGAGCUCCGCAAGGGCGUGCGCGCUCUCAAGGUGGACAUCAAGGAAGGGAAGUUGUCCCAUGAAAACCUUAUCAAAAGUCUUAAACUGAAAUAUGAGGAAGAAUUAACUGAAACAAGAAAAGAUUUUGAGAGGCAAGUCAGAGAAAUUGAGUCCAAGUAUGAGAAGAAGAUGCACAUGCUGCGUCAAGAGGAGGAGCGCAGGAGGAAAACUGAAAUCCACGCGAUUGAGGAUGGAAAGAAAAGCCACAUCGCCACUCUCAUUAAGAACCACGAGAAAUCCUUCAGCGAUAUGAACAGCUACUAUAAUAGCAUUCUACAAAAUAAUAUGACUCUCAUCAAGACACUGAAGGAACAAGUGGAAGAUAUGCGUAAGAGAGAGGAGAGAAUGGUAAAAGAGAAGGCAAAGGUGACGCUUCAGAGUAAGUCUCUGACGGAAACACUACAGAAAACCAAGGAGGAGCAAGCUGAACUGCAAAGGAAGCUUUCCAGCUAUGAGAAAGACAAGACUUUACUGGCGAGUACCAAAGCAAGUCUGAAGGUUACAAAAAAGGACUUAACAGAUCUGAAAUGGGAACACGAGGUGCUGGUGCAGAGGUUCAGCGAGGUGGAGAAGGAGCGGAAUGAGUUGUACAACAAGUUCACUAAAGCCAUUCUGGAGGUACAGCAGAAGUGUGGUUUUAAGAAUUUGCUGUUGGAGAGGAAGCAGGAAGCCAUGACAGAAACGCUUGUGAAGAAGGAGGCUCAGCUCAACGCGGUGCUCUCUGCCUCAAACAUGGACAAAACCAGCCUUGACGUGGUCACAGGCAGACUCGAGGAAAUGCUGGCUGCCAAAAACACUGCCAUCAAGGACUUGCAGUUGGAAUUGGCUCGGGUUUGCAAGGCCCAUAAUGACCUUCAGCGGACCUACAAGGCCAAGUUGAAUGCAUUUGGCAUCCCGGUGGAGGAACUGGGCUUCACACCACUUAAGAGCAGUUUGGUGGAUAGUUAGCCUCAAUAAGUCUAUUCACUUGUGGGGAAAAAACCAGUUUGAGUAUAAACUUACAUCGAAUAAAGGGAGUUGAAAAUUUUUUAUGUGGAGCAACAAAUAUGAGAUGUCAAAUACUUAAGCAGGACACAAAAUCAGUAUGGUUUUAUUACCACAUUUAUGGUGGCACGGUGGCACAGUGGUUAGUGAGGUCACCUCACAGCAAGAAGGUCCUGGGUUCGAACCCGGGGGUUGUCCAAACCUGAGGGUCGUCCUGGGUCGUCCUCUGUGUGGAGUUUGCGUGUUCUCCCCGUGUCUGUGUGGGUUUCCUCCGGGUGCUCCGGUUUCCUCCCACAGCCCAAAGACAUGUAGGUCAGGUGAAUCCGCCAUACUGAAUUGUCCCUAUGAGUGUGUGUGUGUGUCGGCCCUGUGAUCGUCUGGCGGCCUGUCCAGGGUGUCUCCCCACCCGCUGCCCAACGACUGCUGGGAUAGGCUCCAGUGUUCCGCAACCCGAAUUCGGAUAAGCGGCUUGGGUAAUGGAUGGAUUGAUACCUCAUUUCUAGAGAUCUUUGUGUUGGACUGCAGAACUUGUAGAGGACGGACAAUGACGUUCUUACUUGACUUUUCUGUAGUUGUUUCACUGCAGUUUAUCUCUUCUAGGCAGGUGAAAUUAACGCACAAGCAGUAUGAAAAUAAGAUUUUCAGAGACUAGCAAGGCAGCUGACCAAAACGGACAAGAAUUAUGUCAACCCUUGGACUCGUACAUAUCUACCUCCAGCAAGUACUGAAACUGAUACGCGUGGUGUGUUGACACAUUGUGCUCAUCUCUGAACGGCCCAGCUGCAUUGAAAUGUCAACAUUGUUGUACAGUGAAGUAUAUUUGUAAAGGAUUUUCCUUCCCUUUAAGAUGACUGAUCUGUCACUGAUCAUUUAGCUAAAUUAUUAUGAAAUGGUUUAAACAUAUAACUCUUGUAAUCUUUUGGUGCACAAUA